This is a messenger RNA of Lytechinus pictus (painted urchin), 3473 nucleotides long. RefSeq lists its product as uncharacterized. Gene Ontology annotation, molecular function: G protein-coupled receptor activity. The record is from RefSeq and is a predicted model, not a curated record. The transcript has 3 exons. Lineage: Eukaryota; Metazoa; Echinodermata; Echinoidea; Temnopleuroida; Toxopneustidae. The coding region runs from base 328 to 3150 and encodes 940 amino acids. Gene Ontology annotation, cellular component: membrane. Gene Ontology annotation, biological process: G protein-coupled receptor signaling pathway; cell surface receptor signaling pathway.
GAUUAAAUAUUAAAUACCUCUCGUUUGGAGCGGCAUCAUUAUCUCGGAAAGAGGUCCCAAAAUUUGACUUAUAGGGAUCCUUUUUACGUCACGAUCAUUUACUUGAUUGACUGCAUUUUCGCCGCUGAACUUGAAUACCACGUGGAAGCGAACAACGCCUCAAUUUGAAACCAAAUAUUUUAAGGCUCAGUUUUUCAUUCCAUUACCCACGUACACGUACCUAUUGGCGUGUAGAAGGAAGAAUAACUGGGCCCAUCGGGCCUAUUUGUAAGGUUUAUAUAACAGGUUUAUAGUAUCUUGAUCUUUAAUGUGUCUCAUCGUAGACUCAUGAUGGCAGAUCAAAGAGACCGUUUGACUUGUUGGAUCCAGACUGUGUGUUUGUGCCUGUUUUUCAGUAACAUCUUUCCCUUCGGCACUGCGUUUUCAGAUGCUGAAAGUUAUGGUAACUACACCGUAAAUGGAUGGACGAUUCCUGUAUGCCAGUUUUCGUUACCAUGCUACAGUGACGAUUGUUCUACAACCCCGUACAACCUAGGUGGAGAGUGCCAUUGUGAUCCUUACUGCUUUUACUUCAAUGACUGUUGCAUCAACUUCUUUAUUCAAUGUGAGGAAGAUCUUGCUGAUGAUGACUUCUCUGAGGCGACCAAAGGCAUUAAUCCCAGUCAGUUCUCAUGCGUGACACCAGCGGGAAAUCCACAAUAUGAUGAUCAGUAUCUGAUGGUGAGCAAGUGUGAUGAACGAUGGAACGAUGAAGAGACUAACAUUACGAAAGCAAAAUGUGAAGGUCAGGCGAUGGGCGAAGACUCACUUACAUUGAUACCUGUAGUAUACAUGAACAGCAUCACAUUUAAAAAUAUAUAUUGUGUUCUUUGCAACUUCAAGAAUGACGUAAGCCGUGUUACACCAUGGGGAAUAGACGCAACAUGUCCAUCUGCAGAGUAUUCAAAUACAUCACGAAGUAAUUUCAAUAACGAUCAAAUCAUUGGAAUAAUGAAACAUUGCGACUGGAACUUUAAUACUCCCUUCUCAUUAACAGCUGGAAGAAGUUGUUAUAAUGUAAAUAUCAUAUCAUGCGACGUCGACCAAGACAAUGAUACGAUGGUUCAACUAGCUGAGGCAUGUGAGUCCUACAAAGGUGUUGUAAGCCUUUAUAAUAACCCACAUUGUUACUUUUGCCAUAACGCCUUAGUAUUAAAUCAAACGCUUCAAACAAUAUAUCAAAAUUUGGUUAACAUGGAAUGUCCACCGCUAACUAGGACCUCGGCAUUAAUUCCACCCAUCUUUCCUUAUCCGAGCUUUCCGAUUUCUGUUCUAUUUGAUUUCUCAUCUGUUAUCGCCCUCCCUCAUCACGAGCGACAACUCGAUAUUUCCUGUGGAGAUGACCAAAUCUAUGACCAGUAUCAUCAGGCUUGUAUAAACCUUUCGUGUCCAGUGGGAUAUAGCCUCAUAAACAGCUCUUGCCAAAGGCUUCCUUCAAACUUGAGUUGCUUGUUCGAGGAAGGACUUCCUGUCCUUAUUGAAGUGGAGUGCAUGUACGCUAUCGAAGAUAGGUCGAACUGCAAUCCUGAUGUGCAUUUACCCAAUACCAUAAUAUCUUUAUUCGAUAGCAACUACAUGACUUCUGGUAAUCUUUCGGUUAGUAAGUUCCAAGCUGAAACAAUAAGGAAUGGGUCUUUAACGGUAUGUUCUCAACGCCUGGACAUAUGGGGAUAUCUACGAAUUAAUGUUGAUGUUUCUCAAGAAAAUUUGGAUAGUGUAAUUUUGUCCAAAAACAUUCAAAACUACUUCGGAAAUGUUACUUGUAGUGACAUGACUUUAACAACUUCUAUUGGAUGCAGCAACCUAAAAGAAAUUUGUCCUAACGUCGUCGUAUAUGAUGACUUCGUAAAAUCACAUGAUAACGGGACAAGGCAGGUGUUUUUAGUUGGAGAAAUGGCAUAUAGCUUUCGCGAUUCCAUCUAUUCCAUUGAAUAUAACAUCAUAUCAGGGCAGACGAACUCAAAGCGAGAAUAUUUACAAGUGUGUAAGGUACCACCUGAAACAUGUACUUUGGUAUCACAGAACGUAUCACUUUUUGUUGUCUUAGGCAAUGGAUCUUACCUGUAUUUGCCUCUUAACAGAACAUUGACAUCGAAGGACUAUCUUGAAGUUGGAAAUGACACGAUUUUCGUUUGCUCUUACGUAUUGCAAAGUAACCCUUAUUCUUCUGGAUUUCUGAAUUUUUCUUCAGCUCAAUCAGUUUUAAGUACCAUUGGCAUUACUUUGUCCCUAAUUGCCCUUUUCCUAACUGUCCUUUCCUAUCUCAAGUUUAAUCUUCUACGAAAUGCAACCUCCAAUUUUCUGAUCGUAAGUCUCUGUGUAACUCUCAUAGUCGCCCAGCUUAUCGUCUUAUUUGGUGGACUAGCGACAUUGAAUUCUCCUGUCUGCAUCUCUUUUGCAAUCGUGGGUCAUUACACGUGGGUUGCGGUCUUCUCACACAUGACGGCUCUUGCUUUUGAUUUGCAACGUCGUUUCGGCAUCGCAGCAAAGUUUGGCCGCACCGAUGAGGGCGCCUCGGUGCUAUCAAGGUUCCUUGUUUUUGUUUGGGUGUGCCCAAUCUUUGUGGUUGGACCUUGUCUUGGAAUCUACUUUACUGGCACAACCUUUCAACAUUUCUCCCUCACCUACAGGACACUGACCUGUUGGAUCGGUGAUGGUUUGGCCAAUCUGUAUGUCUUUGGAAUCCCUGUCGCUUGUUUUCUCGUCAUCAAUAUCAUUUUAUUUGUCAUGGUAGUUGUUGGUCUUCAUCAGAUGAGAAUGAGUCCAGUUAACAAGCACAAGAGCAAAGAAUCCAAAUUGUCGUCCGACCUUCUAAUUUAUGUAAAGAUGUCAACUCUGCUUGGCUUCACUUGGGUAUUCGGUUUUAUAGCUGCCUUCGCCGGUGUCAGAGCUCUCUGGUAUAUCUUCAUCAUCCUCAACUCUCUCCAAGGAGUCUACAUCUUUAUUGCAUUUGUCUGCAACCAGCGUGUCCUGAUACUCUGGAAGGAAUCUUGUCCCUGCUUUGGUAGGCUCUCCUCGAUGACGUCCUCCAAGUCAAGAUCGACAUCGUCGGAAAUGGUGACGAUGAAAAACUCAAAGGGGAAAGUCUCAGGUAGCGAAUCGAUGCUCUGAAUGCACACUCAGAGAACUUUGAAAAGAUUUGUAAGCAAAUUUGACAGUCUUCAAAAUGGUUUUCCGUGGUCUUGAAACAUUAAAAAGAACGAAAGCCUCGUCCGAGCUCCCAUACCUAAGACCAAGGCCUGCCGUGGCCAAGGAAAAUGACUAGACGACUGAGGCAAAUUGAAAGGACAAGACAGUGUUAUAAUUGUCCUCGAGGGCUUGGAAAGCAAUACCACAACAUAAAUGAUCCACGGUUGUUGACACUAAUGAAACAAUAUAUUAGUAGCUUGAGUAUGGAUAAUAAACGUAGGAGAGACCCAUCUCCUCAUAUCUCA